Castor canadensis (American beaver) is the source of this 3278-nucleotide messenger RNA. The record is from RefSeq and is a predicted model, not a curated record. Lineage: Eukaryota; Metazoa; Chordata; Mammalia; Rodentia; Castoridae.
AAAAGAAAAAUGAAAAAAAAAAAAAAGAGAAUAGACAAGAAGGUAGGAAAUUAAGCUUCUCCUUCGGUGUAUUAGAAAACAGAAGAAAGGCUAGCAUGUGGACCAUUUUGAGCAAAGGACACAGAUGACAUUGUACAGAAAGACAGAAGCCCACUGAUGUAAAGCCUUAUGAGUUAUGUAAGGAUUUAUAAAAUACUUAGUAGCUAAUUGGAAUAUUAUUGGGCAUAGGAGUCCAAGGCUCAAAAGAUAAGUAGGAGUUGAAGAUACAACUUUGAAAAUUCUUCAUGUUUGGUAUUUCAGUUCAUAAAUAUAUAUUGGAAUUAGUUUGCUAAUUUAUAAUUGCUUUUUCUCUGACAGUAUUCUGCUGCCAAGGGUAGAUUUGGAAAAGAUACAAGGUUAGGUUCAUUCAGGAAUAGAGUUUUGUCAGGUAGCUGUGAAAAGAAUAUUUGUACUCGGGGAAACUCAGUCCAGGAUUGUUGUCCAAACUAAAUUCUUUUUUGGCAUUAUGGUAGUGAUUGCUGGAAAAAUUUACUGUUCGUUCCUUUUCAUAAGCUGUAAUGAGUACAUUCUUUAAUAAUUAUUUCAAUACUAUUGGUUCUAGGUUUUUGAGUUAUUUUGUUCAUUUGUAAAUUCUUGGGGGGUGGGAUGUGCUGUGUGGUGAAAGAUGUAUUUUACUUUAGUACAAAAGCAAACUUGGUUGUUGUAUAAUUUCAGAAUUAUAAAUAAAUAACAGAUUCAUCUUAGUAAAGACUGUGAUUUAUAUUAGAUAUGCAAUUGAUUCUUUUCUCAUGAAGCACAAGCAGGAGAACCAGAAUAUCUAGAGCAGCCAUCAAGAAGUGAUUUCUCAAAGCACUUGAAAGAAGAAACUAUUCGAAUAAUUACCAAGGCAUCACAUGAGCAUGAAGAUAAAAGUCCUGAAACAGUUUUGCAGUCGACACCUGAUAAUACCACAAGCCAACCACCUUCUAACCAGCGAGUUGUAGAGGUGGCGAUCCCUCAUGUAGGGAAAUUUAUGAUUAAGUCAAAAGAGGGAGGGUACGAUGACGAGAUUAUGAUGACACCGAAUAUGCAAGGUAUUAUCAUGGCCAUAGGUAAAUCCAGGAAUGUGUAUGACAGGUGUGGUCCUGAAGCAGGGUUCUUUAAGGCAAUUAAGUUGGAGUAUUCAAGGUUGGUUAAAUUGGCCCAAGAAGAUACCCCACCAGAAACAGAUUACCGUUUACAUCAUGUAAUGGUCUACUUUAUCCAGAACCAGGCACCAAAGAAAAUCAUUGAGAAAACAUUACUAGAACAAUUUGGAGAUAGAAAUUUGAGUUUUGAUGAAAGGAGUCACAACAUAAUGAAAGUUGCUCAAGCAAAGCUUGAAAUGAUAAAACCUGAAGAAGUGAACUUGGAGGAGUAUGAGGAAUGGCAUCAAGAUUAUAAGAAAUUCAGGGAAACCACUAUGUAUCUCAUAAUUGGACUAGAAAAUUUUCAAAGAGAAAGGUAAAGCAAAAUGGAUAAAUGUGAAAAAAAGCUAAUUGUACAUAAAAUUAUUGUUUUUGAGGUUUCUUUUGGCUGAUUGAUUUUUGACCAUGCUUGAUCAAAACUUUAUGAAUAAAUCUGUGAAUAAAGUUAGCUUACUGUAAAUUUUAAAUAAACAUUUUAUUUUAGAGCAGAAAAUUUCAAAUUUAGUACAAAGUUCUGUAUUCCCAACAUAAAAUAUAUUUUUCAUUUUAAAUUAAACACAUGAGGUUGGCGUUAGUGUCUUUUUGUUUGUUUUGUUUUCAGAAUUUAUUCAUGUGUCUAUGUGUGUUUGAUACACAUGCAUAUGUAUGUAUCGGCCUAGACUGCCCUCAAACUUGUGAUCCUUAGCCUCGCAGGUUGCUGAGACUGUAGGCAGAUGCCCCACAUCCCAGUACUGUUUUUGUUUUUAUGAGCUCUCAAAUAAUAAAUUUAAAGUUCAGGGUGAAAUUGGAUUAGAUUAAAACCCAGCAAAUUUGCUGAGGACCAAAGGAGCUGGUAGCUCAGCUAUUCUCCAACAUCUACCUACAGUCACCAGUCUUUUCUUACUCCUUCCAAGAUUCUUAACAUAAAUUAGAGGUAAGGUUUCUAUUGUUUCUUUGUCUUAACUCCCAGGUGCCCUGAAAGAUGUAUUUGUAGAAAACGUCUAAGUAGUAUGCUUUCUACUUAUUUAACUACUACAGUUACUGCUUGUUAUUUAAAUUGGUUUCAAGAAAAAGAUAGAUUUUGAUUUACUUACCAUUUCCAGUAAUACACUUGUUUACGUUCACUUAUUUCUCCACAUAUUUCUUAAUUCUAACUGUAAAACUAAUGUACUUGAUUGGUCAUUUUAUUGAGAAACUGCUCUUUACAUUCCAAUGCAGUGUCUUAUUGUAGCCAAUUAAAAAGAAGGUUGAAUUUCUUCUAUCUUUGCUGUAUGUUAGUAGAGUGUUAGAGCCCCACUGAAGUAACCAGGUAAUGAUGCAUUUUGUGUGUGUGUGACAAGAUGCACAUCAACUUUUAGAGCUGUGUUGUUCAAUAUGGAGACCACCACCUAUGUGUACCAAUUUAAAUUAAUUAAAAUUAUUAAAACUAAAAAUUUAUUUUCUCGGGAGCGUUAGCCACAUUUCUAGUGUUCAGUGGCCACAUAUUAAGUGACUAGUGACCACUGUAUAUUUUACUUGAAUAUUAAACAUAUCAUUUCAAAAUAAAACUUCAUAUGAAACAUUUUGUGUACCUUAGUGGAGAAUCGCACUAAGGUUAUAGUUUCAGAACUGUUCUCAAAAAGAACAGUUCUCAGAAAGACUUGAGUCUUUAAAACCAAACAUGAAUGCCAUUCAGGACAGAUCUUUUUAUCAGGAAACUUCAUAACUCUAAUAGACAAGUUAGAUAGGUCAGUUACAUAUUAAAUAACCAGCCACCACAAUUUCAUUAUGAAAAAUAACGGCAUUAUCACUCCCUGCAAAAAAGGCAUUUUCAAACAGUGUUUAAACUUACUUAUGAAGACAAAUUCAGAUGUGCAAUUUGAUAUGUCAUAGAUGUGCACAUAAUUUCCAAAUAAUUUUAUACUUCAUAUGUGGAGUAUGAAGUGGAUUUGUCUUUUAUCUGAGCACAUUAAAUAAAUAAUAAACAGUAAUACUAAUUGGCAGAAUGACCUGGGGUUUAAAAAACUAUCUUCCUUUACAACAUUUCUGUUUUUAGGAUGUUAUAUUUUUCUGUAUUAAUCUGUAGUAUUAAUGAUUAAUAACUCAUUUGUGAAUAAUUGAAAAUAGUGAUGCAAAUGUCUUAAAAUAUCUUUG